AUGCCCAAGAAUAAAGGUAAAGGAGGCAGAAACAAGCGUAAGGGUAAGAAGGAGAAUGAAUAUAAAAAUAGAGACCUAGUCUUUAAAGAAGAUGGACAAGAGUAUGCCCAGGUAACCAAAAUGUUGGGAAAUGCACGGUUGGAAGCAGUGUGCUUUGACGGUGUGACAAGGAUAUGUCAUAUCCGAGGAAGCUUGAGAAAAAAGGUUUGGAUAAAUUCUUCAGAUAUUAUAUUGGUUGGUCUUCGAGACUAUCAGGAUAAGAAAGCAGAUGUAAUCUUAAAGUACAGUGCAGAUGAAGCUAGAAGUCUGAAGGCUUAUGGAGAGCUUCCAGAAUAUGUGGAACUUAGUGACACAGAUACCUUUGAAACUGAAGAUGAUGAUGAAAUCCAGUUUAAGGACCCUGCAGAAUGCAAUGUCUCCUUAGAAAUUAAAACAAGCAAAUCUGAGGAGGGAGCUAAGAUGGUGGAGGAAUAG
This is a messenger RNA of Dama dama (fallow deer), 474 nucleotides long. Its product is annotated as eukaryotic translation initiation factor 1A, Y-chromosomal-like. The record is from RefSeq and is a predicted model, not a curated record. Bases 1 to 474 code for a protein of 157 amino acids. Lineage: Eukaryota; Metazoa; Chordata; Mammalia; Artiodactyla; Cervidae. Gene Ontology annotation, cellular component: cytoplasm. The transcript has 7 exons. Gene Ontology annotation, molecular function: RNA binding; translation initiation factor activity. Gene Ontology annotation, biological process: translational initiation.